Molecule: messenger RNA, 1725 nt
Organism: Didymosphaeria variabile
Lineage: Eukaryota; Fungi; Ascomycota; Dothideomycetes; Pleosporales; Didymosphaeriaceae
Exons: 1
Coding region: 1-1725 (574 amino acids)
Source: RefSeq, a predicted model, not a curated record
AUGGCAUCUGUCUCAGAGCAUAUAACACCACCCAAAACUCCUGCGGGCAAGACGAGCAUGAGGAUGCCGAUAGCUUCAAUACUGCCCACUCCUCCUAGCAGUCCGUCUUCUUCAUCUCGCAAGCCAAUCGUCAUCCCCGUCGCAUCUGCUGCGACCUUGCCAACGACCUUGCCCUCACAACCCGUAAACGACGCCCAAGUCUUGUCGCAUCUAGAAUCUACACCGGCAGCACAUACGUCAACCGCGAAUACUAGUUCAGCGCCGCGAACAAUUAAUACCAAACCAUUGACAGCAGGAAGCCCCCCUUCACGCACCCUCGCCGCGCUCAAGACGGACCUCCGCAUCGAUGGCUGGCAAUGCGGCGCCCAGACGCGCAGAAACACAGAAUGCCAACACUUUAUCUUGAAUAAGAACAAGAAUCUCAUAAACGCGCAACUAGCUUCCAUGACGGGCCUGACGCGCACCUCUCCGGACUUUAAAAACGCCCUGCUCAAGCUCGUCAUGCUAGUGCACUGCCACCAACACAAUGCGAAUCAAAAAUAUCAGCGCCGACUCGAGGUCUGGAGCCUUGCGUUUCCACCUGGUAGCGUUGAUGAUGGCAGCGAGCCUGAAGUUCCCAUUGAGCAACUCAUCAGGAAGGCUCUCGAGCCAUUGAGUACCAAAUGCAUUGCCCGCGGCAACGGAUGCGCGUGUGAGGAGAGGAUUGGUGGGCACAAGGUGCAGAAUUGCGAGAGAACUCUUCAGGAGCUCGUUAAGCAGGAACUAUACUCCGACAAUGCUAAGCUCGAGUUCUUACUCAAGGUACUAGAGUGGAACAUGACUUGUAGCAUCCAUCAAAGCUCGGGGCAAUUCACGUUGGUUCCGGCGUGGAAGAAGAGUGUCAUGGCGGUUCUGCCCCUGCCAACGCCACUCGGCGAUCGGGCCGUCGCCAGCAACGCGCCGGACAAGCUUCAAGCCUGUCCGAGGGCUCAAACAGGUCCUCUCAUCGUCUCAACUCCAUCGAUGACUGAGAAGAAGGCUGUCGUUAUCGUAGAGGACUUGCCCAGCCUACGAGCUUUACCAGACCCCAUUAUUAGCUUAGAUGCCGAUCCAGCAUUGUACUGGCCAAAAGCCUACGACUCGAGCCCUUUUGAUAUCCUCGCACACGCCAACCACCACGCCAGCCCUACACACUCGCACAAGCUGAUCCGUGAUAAGAUCAGCAAACCACUAGAUGCCCAUGACCUUCGCGAUGGGUAUGUCUACGCCUACGAAGUCGAGGGCAACGAAGGCUACGUCAAGAUUGGGUAUACCACACGUCCCGUGAUGGAACGGUACGACGAGUGGUCAUUCAACUGCAACAGGCAAACCAAGCCGCUGUACCCUUCUCCUCCUUCUGCUGCUGCUACCAUUUCAAGUCGUGCAACAGAAGCCGCAGCGGCGCCGACAGUGCUCAUCCCGCACGCGCGUCGUGUCGAGGCCUUAUGCCACGCCGAGCUCAAACACCGCCGUAUCAGGAUGUACUGCGGCGCUUGCCUACAGCAACACGUGGAGUGGUUCGAAGUAUCGGCUAUAGAGGCCACGGCCAUCAUCCAGAAGUGGUCAAGGUGGAUGACCACACGGCCGUAUAAACUGCUGCAGCUAAGGGACAAGCCUAAGUGGACGCUUAAGGUAGCCGAGGCGCAGCGGACGUCGAGGUUUGAGCAGUUUAUGCGAGAGGUUACGGUAUCGCAUACUCCGCUAUAG